GUGUGAGAGGCUGAACUGCUACACGGGUGACGAGAAGAUCGAGAGGGCCAUCGACAAGCUCAAGAUCCGUCAGCACAAAAUGUGCCACGCAGUGGACGAGAUGCUGAAGCAAGAAGAGGCGACCAACGGCGAACCACCAGCUUUCGAAGAAAACUCCUUACGCCAGAAUGCCGGCGCUUUGGAUCCUUACAUGGUUGAACAAGAAGGUCGAGAAGUGCCUGCUGCGAGUGGGCCAGAAGCCACAGAGCAUGGCUUCGGUCACCUGGCCAUGGCAGCGUUUCUGGAGGCUCCGAAGGGGCCCAGGCGUUGUCGUCGCGACUUUGUGGACUUCCUUGUCGCCUGA
Molecule: messenger RNA, 343 nt
Organism: Symbiodinium sp. CCMP2592
Lineage: Eukaryota; Dinophyceae; Suessiales; Symbiodiniaceae
Source: the annotation of a GenBank genome assembly